Messenger RNA from Parasteatoda tepidariorum (common house spider), 2321 nucleotides. RefSeq lists its product as uncharacterized. Lineage: Eukaryota; Metazoa; Arthropoda; Arachnida; Araneae; Theridiidae. The record is from RefSeq and is a predicted model, not a curated record.
UUAUUUGCGCGCAGAUCAAAUGGGAAGCUUUUCCGAAUUUAAUAUCCGAAAACCAAUGACGAUAAAGCCGAACAUCUAAACUGUUCUUAAACAUUUUUAAAAUUAUUUUUAUAUUCUAAUUGUGACAUAAGUAAAUUUUUUACUAUCCUUUCUUUUUUUGUCUUGCUAGAAAUGGAUAAAACAAUCUGUAUUAACCGACUUUACGCAUGGGUCUUGCAUAAUGAUAUGAAGGCUCACAAUGUAAGCGAAAAAGACGUUGUCAAAGGUAUUGAGAACAUGAAAAAAGCUUAUUUCCAUAAAAAUUCAAACUUAUCAUCGGAUUAUGUUGAAGCAGCCGAUUUCAAAUCUCCAGCUUAUCGUUGUGCGUAUUUACACAAAUACGCUCCGAUCCACACGAUACUCGUUUCGGAUGUCACAGAACGCGUUAUUGAUCUCCAAUUCAAUUACUUUUACGAUGUGAUUGUUAAUUCUGGUCGUGUUAAUGUUUGUAGUUUAGGUGGGGGACCUGGAAGUGAUAUUGUUGGAAUCGUGCUAUCAUUACAUAAUGCCUUUGGUCCAUUCCAAGUUUAUACCAAUGUGAUUGACUGCAUGCCUCAUUGGAAUAGUACUCUUAAUUCUUUGAUUCGGGAAACACAACAAGGCUCGUAUGGUAUCCUUAAAACAUGUUUCAGUGGGCAGUACUUUAAUUGGAAUUAUAUUGGUGCUAAUUUGUUGGAUGAAUUUUCUGAAAAAGUGAUACAAGCAAUCUCCUCUGCUGAUAUUCUCAACAUGGUUAAAUUCGUUUCAGCUGCUGUUUGUGCUGACACACCUUCAAUGAUAAAAAGGAUAUUCAGUUCAAUGAAACCUGGUGCCAUGGUGUUUUUCCUUGAUAAUUCUGUUGGCGAUGUUAAAUAUUUAUUGACAAAAAUAGCUGAGGAGUGCGAGCUGGAGCCUUUGUAUGGUCCAAUAGGCCAUGAACGAUAUAUAAACAAGUUAGUUCAGACAAAUAGAUUUGGAUAUUCCAGUUGUUAUAAAACUAAUAUAGCAAUUCAAGUGUGGAUAAAACCACACAGACCUGUACAAGAUUGGUAUGGUAGCCCAAUUCAGGCCUGGACACCAUUUGAAAGAACCAAACAAGGUUCCUGGCAAAAUCAAGAGUCUUUUUUGAACCAAAGUGAUAGUACUCCAUUGAAUAAUAAAAUAAGAAGUGCAAUAGGGAAUCCUGUCCAGACUUCAGAAGUUCCUUUCCGUGAUAUAUCAAAAUCGCUGAAAUUCGAUGAUACAGACUUUAAUGCUUCUGAUUAUGAGCCAGAAAAUUCAUUCUGUUCCGAUGAAAUCCAUUCCAAUGUUUUCCCAAAUGCCAGUCCAGUUCAUUCAGGAAACUUCAGAGAAAGGCUGAUAUCGACUCCCAAUUUUGCAAACUCUCAUCUGUCAACGCCUACAUAUGCAAAUAACCCUCCAUUAAGUCACAACUUUGACAAUUCUUAUAAGAGUCCCAUUCCUUUCAGAAAUCAAAAAUUUAACAACUCUCAGACGAGUCCCAUUCCUUUUAGGAAUCGUAAUUGUCCUAAUUUUGAAGUAAAAUGUAAUUUUCAGAAUUCUCAUCGUGCAAAUCGGGUUGUGGAACCAGUUUAUUCUUCUUCAGGUUUGGAUUCAGGAUGUUGGAGUGCAUCUCCUUCAUUUAAUGAAACAGAUCAUUUCAAUAACUUUAGUGAUGUAGACUAUAGAGGAAACAUGUUGCCUGUUAAUGAACACAUGCAAAACAAUUAUUCCAGAACAAACAAUGCUGGACACCCUGGUUCAUCAUUUUGGAAUUGGUAUGAAAACAGGGAGAACAUUUAUCCAUCUUCUAUUGAAAACUUUCAACCUAAGGCACGUACACAUUAUAAUUAUAAUAAUCAAAGGAGAUAUGACCCAUAUAAGAGGAGAUAGAUUUUUAGGUUUUAGGACUUCAUCAUCAUUCGUGUUUUCAUCAUUUGAUCCCACAUUCUUAAUUAUUAACUUAUUGAGAAAAUCAAAUUUUUACAUUCAAUUUUCAAUUCCAAAUUUUAUCAGAUUUAAGAUCAUACAUGGCAUUUCAUUUGUGACUAUUCAAAAAUUUUAGUCAAGAAUUUUAAUUCAGCAAAAAAUUGUUAAUGUAACUUUUGAAAAUUGCUAUUGAAAAAGGCGAGACAAGUUGAAAUGUGAUUGUUAGCCAAAGUUGUAUAACACAACAAACUAGUUAUUAUGUUUUUCAUUCUGUCCCUCACUGAUUCCACAGAAUUUGAUACCGUUUUUAUUUUCCCCUCAUUCAUAUAUUAAUUAACGAAUUCUAAUACAUGUACUUUUCGUCCCGCAGUGGA